AUGGAUCGUUCACGAAAAUCGAGGAAUGACCGGUCGCAGUGGAGUCCCGCGGAAGUGCCGUGGCGCAGACGAUGCGCGCCGCGACGCGCCAACAUUACCGUCAGGAAUUUCGGAUCGAUUCUAGCUUUGACAAUGCUGACUGCGGCCAGUGUCUCCUCAACCCACGUGCCCGACAAGUACCCCAUCGAAGUCUACCACAUGCUACGGGAGAAGACUCAAUUCGCCCUUGGCCGAGACAAUCGCAUAAGGGGCACCUGGGGGCCGUGGAGCUCCUGGAGCGAGUGUUCCAGGACCUGUGGCACCGGGAUUCAAUCGCAAUCCCGCGAAUGCGUGCCGUACCAGAGACUGUUAAGGAAGCGGAGCAUUAUCACGGAGAACAGCACGAGCAACUCGCGACCCAUUUGCAUCGGUACAUAUAAGCGAUACCACACGUGCAACAUGCAGAAAUGUCCGAACUUCCCGGAGGAUUUGCGGGCCGAACAAUGCGCCAAGUACAACGGAAGAAACUACAAGGGCGAGAGCUACGAUUGGGUUCCGUUCUUGGACGCACCGAAUUCUUGCGCACUCAACUGCCGCGCCGUUGGCGAGCGCUUUUAUGCAACGCUUGAACCGGCAGUAAUGGACGGCACACCCUGCGACGCUUCGAAUCUUCGUGGACAUAAUGCCGGGAUUUCUAUGAAACGCACAGACCAAUGGCUCUGUGUCGCCGGACAAUGCAAGCCCGUGGGUUGCGACGGUGUGGUAGGUUCCGGCGUAACGACGGACGCUUGUGGUGUCUGCGGUGGUCAGGGUAAAGGUUGUAGACUGUACGAGGGCAUUUUUAUGGAACCAAUCCUGCCGCGGGGUCAUCAACCCGUGACCAGUAUACCGAAAGGAGCCAUGUCCGUUAACAUCUCUGAACUGCGUUACAGUAGCAAUUUCCUAGCGUUGAGAGACAGGAACGGUAGUUACAUCCUGAACGGACCCUUGGCUUACAGUCCAAGCGGCACUUAUAAAGCGGCUGGCACGACAUUAACAUACCAGAGGGGUGACAGAAACCGCAUGGAGUGUAUCUUGGCGACCGGGCCACUGAACGAUUCUUUGCAUUUAGAGAUUCUGGCACAGGAGAUGAACCCUGGAGUGCUUUACAAAUACAUGAUGCCGUUCAAUGGAAAGCCAUUGAUAGCGCCUCCGAUUUUCGUGACAGGGUCCAUCGAUCGUGGCAACGAAAUCCCCGAUGCGGACAUCCACGUGGCUCUGACGGUCCCAAUGACGAGAAUAUCCAAUCAGAAAACCGAUUUAUCACCGACGAUUCGCAAUCAAGAUCGGGCACGGCCCCGUGACAGAGGGCGGAAGGAAGAGAUGAAGCAUUCGCCGACCACAGUGAUGGCCGGUGAUCAGCCCAAGUCGAAGACCAAAAAGAAGAAACGUCCACGAUUCGCUUGGAAGGUGUUUGGGUUGACCCCUUGUUCCAAGGAAUGCGGAGGAGGCUUUCAGACACCGAUCCUUAAGUGCUUCCGCGAGAACAAGCAGAUGAUCGUGAACGACAAGCGUUGUCGCAACGUGGGAAAGCCCGAGCAACCGCUUCCGUUACGCUGCAACGAUAAUCCCUGUCCACCCAGGUGGAGGGCCGAACCCUGGGGCGAGUGCACGGUCAGCUGCGGCACCGGCACCAGGACGCGGAAGCUCGAGUGCGUACAGGAACUAAACGCGAAUUUGACAAUGAGAGUGGCAGCGGGUGCGUGCGUACAACCGCCGGACCUCGAGACCAUGGAGACCUGUGCGAAACCGGCUUGCACCAAUCGGCCGGAACUCAGGCACAUGCACUCUCCGCACGACACACCCAGAUGGGACGUUGGCGCCUGGGGCCCGUGCUCGACCACGUGCGGGAUGGGGACCCGAAACAGGACAGUGACCUGCAUCACGUCGGGGAAGGACUGUCCGGUGUCGAGCAAACCCGAAUCCCGGAAAGUGUGCGAAUCCGCGGCGUGUGGGCAGAGCAGUGCCGAGCAACGAGCGCCAUGGCUCUAUUCGGAGUGGUCGUCGAAGUGCUCGGCGGAAUGUGGAAGCGGAGUGGAGACGAGGCAAGUGGCCUGUGCCGAUGGCAGCGAGCUGUUCUGCAAUCCCAAAGAGAGGCCGGAAGCGGAGAGGCAGUGUUUCGGAAGGGCAACGAACUGCGAUAGCGCGAAAUGGUUCACCGGUCCAUGGACAUUCUGUUCCGUGUCUUGCGGAGUGGGUGUCCAGUAUCGAGAAGUCCUUUGCGUGGCAAGGACGAAAAACGAAUUCGUCGUGUUGCCGGCGAGCAAUUGCAACAGCUCGAGGCCAGCCAACGAGCAAGUAUGCAGAGCGAGCGCUUGCACGCCGACAUGGUUCACCUCGAACUGGUCGAAGUGCUCGGUGACAUGCGGCACCGGAAUGCAAACCAGACUGGUUCGUUGCAUCCUCGAGGGUGUCAGCAGCUCGAGUUGCGGAGACGCGGCGAAGCCGAGUGACCAGCGACAAUGCAGCCUGGAGCCGUGUAAAAAGGAUCCACCGUCGUCGAGCAAACCACCGAAAAAAGCUUACGAGGCGUCCUCGGAGUGCGUGGACAAGUAUGUGAAUUGCAAGCUGGUCGUGAAGAAUGGCCUGUGCCGGAUCAAGUACUACAAGUACUCGUGCUGUCGCUGCCGCGAGUAGUUGGACGGUGUGAGAACGAGCCACCGUUUCAGGCAGGUUCGCCCCACCAUGCUCGUGGCCGUUUUGUGUUCGAUUAAGCUCCUUCUUUCCCUCCCUUAGCUAAAUGUAAACGGGAAACCUGAACCCCGGGGGCAGUUCGUGGCGAGUAAUAAGACUGUGACAAAGAGACGACCGUAUUACGUAUAAUUUUAUUUAACACGAUAACCAGCUAACCCCCGCGUAUAGCUUUAUUCCUUCUACUGUCUUGGAGCCGCGCGUUGCGCAAGAACGAUUAUUUAAUUCCCCGAGAACGUUAAACCCGAUGAACGAAACUGGGAUAGUAGGUGAGAAUUCGCAAAAUUCAGAGGAAUCGACUAGUCGUUCGAUAUAGAGGAGUAAUCGAGGGCGUUGAAAAGGGCAACGCGUCUUCGCGCGAAACAGCAUGAUGCGUCGGUGUAGCAGAAACUCGCAUCGUACGGCAUGUAUGCACGUGUGUUACGUGUGUAGAUAUAUCUGUGUGACCGCGUGAACAGCUACAGGGGCGUAAUUUUGUCAAUGCAUCGAUACCACCGGCCCCUCCCCCCCUCCCCCGUGCAUUAGUUCCGUGUUGUACCCCGUUGCGUUCCACCGGGGGUUACAGGUCAGUACGAAAAGCGAAGCGAACGUACACCCUGAGCAAAGGCACGCGAGUAUCGAUGAAUAUCGCGAGAGGAUCGUUCCUGUCGGAUUUUUCGCAAACGCUCGCGAUACCGCGAAUUUAGCAGGCACCGAUAAAUACGAGCUCGUCGGCUCGGAACGAGGGAUUAUCAUUGUUACGCCCCUGGAUGAGUUGCGAUCCCAUUUGCAUGCGCGUUCGACGCGAAACCUGUACGCCCAUGUAUCCACUUAGGUAAACCUGCGAGCUUGUGCCCAGACAAGCGUACGUGGACACGCGAAACGAAACGGGCUCCGAGCGAGCACACGAGCUGUCUGGUGUCGCCACGAAAAGAAGAAGCAAAACGUGUCCAUCGAUACGGCUGCAUGUGCUCUCGAUGUACCCUCCGAUAGGUAGACUGUAUUAGUUGCAAAACGUUAUUUAUGUGCCCGUAUAGGCCAGUCGGACCACGAUGGAUGCGAGCCGCGUAAUUUCUGUUAUCGAGCAUUUAAUUAACAUAUCGAGUCGAAUGGACCCGGCGAUUUUGAUUUACGAGCCUGACUUUAUUAACAAAUUCAUCCGCGACAAGGACAGCGCGUCAGAACCGGAAGCGCGUCCAUAUCCUUUUUCGAUCGUGGCAUUCUUGUUUCGAGGGAACAGGCUCGAGGAGAACGCGCUCGAUCUCUGGCAAAAUGAUCGACCGUUGAGCCGAGGUAACGCGGAAAGGAUCAACGAGUCUUCGUUCUUCUGUGUGCUCGAUGUCAGCCGAUUCGCCUAUUCUUCAUAUUGCGAGCAUAGUUGUAGCAUAAUAACUAUAGCAAUGGUAUCGAAUCAAAUAUACGCUUGUCUGUGUAGAAAGUAUAAAGUCACUGGUAUACUGUAUACGUAAAUCCGAAUUUAAUUUCCGACGUUCUAGAGAAAAUUUUCAAGAGGUCUUCGACGUACACUAUUAAUCGGCGAAUCAGUCGCGCGUACAAAGGCUUCGUAUAUAAGGUGUAUGGACGUCAGUUAAGUUUAAGUAGGUAACAUUUCUAAACGAUUAACGGAAACGUGAACAUUGCGCAGGCAAUCAAUUCUCAGUGUCAAUUAAAUCGGUUUCUGGUUUGCCUUCUCGACCACCAAGGAAACCUGCGAACUCCGCGCCAUAUUUCGACCCGCUCCGUGUCCUU
Messenger RNA from Eufriesea mexicana, 4437 nucleotides. RefSeq names its product thrombospondin type-1 domain-containing protein 4. The transcript has 18 exons. Gene Ontology annotation, biological process: proteolysis; extracellular matrix organization. The record is from RefSeq and is a predicted model, not a curated record. The coding region runs from base 1 to 2655 and encodes 884 amino acids. NCBI's taxonomy places the organism in Eukaryota, Metazoa, Arthropoda, Insecta, Hymenoptera, Apidae. Gene Ontology annotation, cellular component: extracellular matrix. Gene Ontology annotation, molecular function: metalloendopeptidase activity.